GCAUGCUGUGGGGUUGAGGUUAAGGAUAUGUGUAUAGUAACUCAAAGAUACGAAGAUAUCACUGUUCUUGUUGUUUCAGACAGUAACCAGACUCUGACCACAAGCCAAGGAACAAUCUCACGAUAUCUGAACCAAACAUCUGUCCAUCAAGAACGACACACAGCAUGGUGCAUCAAACCUUAUUCACCACUUCCAUUUCAAUUCUUAGUUGUUCGUUUUACUCGAUUUACCUUUCAUGCCAGUAACAUCAACAGCUACCUGGAGGUGUUGGAUGGAUGUAAAGAGUCUGCUCCCUCGCUGGGAAGAUUCUCUAGUACCCAGUCUCCUCUAGGCCGGAGUAUUACGUCAUCAACCAGUCAGCUGUUUGUUCUUUUACAUUUUGAUGACAGAAUUGGGACGUACGAUUUUGAGUUCAACUAUCACAUCUGGUCGCCUACAGUGUCUUCUACUGCAGAAAUGAAAACGCCUUCACAUCCACCAACAUCCAUUACGUCACAUUCACCGUAUACGUCAUAUUCCAAAGUGACGUCAUUACCGUUGACAACUCUUGAACAAACUACAACGAAAUAUUUUACCAAAUCUACUUUUAGUAGGUCCAGCCAUUACAACAACUUUACAAUUCCCACCAAUAGCACAAUUAAUCAUCUUUAUUCCCAUGGCAAUAACAUCAAAACGAGGCUACUACUGUACACUCUACUGCCGACUGGAGGGCUUGUCAUAAUUAUAGGUAUUGCAGUGAUACUCGUGAGACGACGAAGGAAAAGGUAUUUAUCAAGAAUCGCAUAUUCAAGACUAACUUCGCUGUCCAUCGAUGAAAUUGUUUCCGAAUUGAACGAGAAUAUGGACGAGUGUGAUAGACUGGAACUAAAUACCUCGUGUGCUGUACUCCAAGUAACCAGCGAAGAGCAUCAGACUGAAACUGGCAUGUCCCAGAGGACGUCUCGAGAACAUACGUCAUUCGAUUCAGACGAUGAAAUGAUACGUCUAGAUAGAAAUCCACCUGAUUUCCCAAGCACAGAACUGCAAAAUGUAAACACUAGUCCCAGGACCUCUGCGCCAUGUGGGUAUGAAUCUGACCCAGUCCCCGAUCAUUCUAGUCACGUGACAAAUGAAGAGUUACGUCAGCUACAUGAAAAUGAUGAUGAAGAUAAGAUGAGUGAAGCUGAGAGGAUUGCAUUGACCAGGCUGUUUGGAGAAGACCAGCAGGAUCAGUAUCAUCUACCAAAACCAAAACCUACUGUACCAAAGGAUCAAGCGAGUGAUUGUUAAGGAUAGAGACGUAUUUCCAGUCAUUACAUUAAUGAUAGUUUCAAUCAUUAGCAAGUGAAUAAAACACCCGAGAAGAUAUAUGGCCGUCAUGUUCACAGUAUGACAGUCUACUCUUCUCUCAUUUCAGUAACCUACGAUGUACCCAGAGCCCACGUUCCUCUUGGUCAGCACCUUGAAACGUUUCUUGGUGCUGACCAAGAGUAACGUGGGCUCUGGGUAGGAGGAACUGAACAAAAUCUCCUUUCCUCUACCCCCUCGACAUUUUAACUUUUAUCUUCGUGAGCAACAUGCAUGCGCAAACAUGGCUGAUAAUUCAAAUAUAUAGUUGAGUAGAGACAAGUUACCUUGUUUUCUUUUGUUUUACUUUGAUCGUUGUGGCUAGGAGGUGCUCCACGGCUAAAUAUAAAACUUCUUUCACAAGCUAAAGAAAUACUCUAGUUAACUAUAAAAGGAUUUGUCAAGAAAUAUUUUUUUAUUGUAAAUAGAUGGAAAAGAUUAAAAAUAUUUU
Messenger RNA from Actinia tenebrosa (Australian red waratah sea anemone), 1777 nucleotides. RefSeq lists its product as uncharacterized. NCBI's taxonomy places the organism in Eukaryota, Metazoa, Cnidaria, Anthozoa, Actiniaria, Actiniidae. The record is from RefSeq and is a predicted model, not a curated record.